AUGGAGCUCAGUCAACUUCCUCUUGUGCUCUUGCUGAUUUCAAACAUCUACUCCGGACAUACUGAAGAAAAAACAAAACCCAAAGUAACCAUUAAACCUGCUCAACAUGUAUUCAGAGGAGAGACAGUCACUCUCAGAUGUGACACAUAUGCUGAAGGAGUCACUAGCUGGCAGUACAGCUGGUAUAAAGAUGGUUCAGGCAAUGCUUUCAGUGUACAGGAACACACAUUCGGUUCUGUUACUGAGUCUGAUGCAGGUAAAUACUCCUGUUACGGAGUAGAGACAGAAGGAUCACGAACAUCACGCCGCAGUGAAGAAGUUACACUGACAGUAUCAGAUAAAGCCCAGGCAGUUUUAAAUGUUUCUCCGCAGACGUGGUUGACUGAAGGAGAUCCAGUGACUCUGAUCUGUGAGGUUUACAGCUCCUCUACAGGCUGGACAUUCAGCUGGUUCACUGAAACUGUCUCAUCAGGCAACAGCAAUCAUUAUGAGCUUCUCUCAGACAGCAGCAGAGGAGCUGGAGGAAACUACACUGUCAGUUCUGCUGCUCUAAAACACACAGGAGUUUAUAUGUGCAGAGCAGAGAGAGGAAAACCAGCCUAUAACACAUGGUACAGCAACACACAGCCACUUUGGGUCACUGGUGUUUCGCCUCCAGUCUCUCUGAUCGUCAGUCCCAGUAGAACUCAACACUUCACAUCUGUCUCUCUCUCUCUGAGCUGUGAAAAGUUUGUUCUGGCUUGA
Messenger RNA from Sinocyclocheilus rhinocerous, 744 nucleotides. RefSeq names its product Fc receptor-like A. Bases 1 to 744 code for a protein of 247 amino acids. NCBI's taxonomy places the organism in Eukaryota, Metazoa, Chordata, Actinopteri, Cypriniformes, Cyprinidae. The transcript is spliced from 7 exons. Gene Ontology annotation, cellular component: external side of plasma membrane. Gene Ontology annotation, molecular function: transmembrane signaling receptor activity. Gene Ontology annotation, biological process: cell surface receptor signaling pathway; immune response. The record is from RefSeq and is a predicted model, not a curated record.